Messenger RNA from Chara braunii, 1335 nucleotides. NCBI's taxonomy places the organism in Eukaryota, Viridiplantae, Streptophyta, Charophyceae, Charales, Characeae. The record is from the annotation of a GenBank genome assembly.
CUACGCGCCAUUUCUCAUUCCUUCUCAUUGGCCGCGCCUGUACCAUUCCAGUUGAAUCACGUUCUUCGACGUUCAACCUCGUGCCUUUAAUGCGAUCAAGAUUUUCGACGAAGCUCGUCGAUCGCCAUUCCCCGCCCUCUCUUGUUGACGUCCUGUCCUCACUCUCCGCACUCAGUGCACUCAUUCACCGAUCGUUUGCCGGCACGGUCUCGAAGGCUUGCAACUCCUUCGCACUAUAGCGGCAUAGUAUCUCCCUUUCUGUCCAUUCUCCUCACGCCCACCAUGGCGAUGUCUCCGUUCUUCUCCCGAGAUUCGAGUCUGUGGGCGAUGCCGGACUCCAUGCGGCAGAUGAUGUCGCUGGGCGACGAGAUGUUCCGCAUGCUGGACGAGCCCGGCCGCACGUUCGUGAGGGAAUCGCGUGCCAUGGCCAACACCGCGGUGGACGUGAAGGAGACGCCGACGGCGUACCAGUUCGUGGCGGACUUGCCGGGACUCAGUCGCGAGGAGGUGAAGGUGCAGCUGGAGAACGGCAACACGCUGGUCAUCAGCGGCGAGCGCCAUCGUGAGACGAAGACGGGAGAGGCUUCUGGCGACAAGUACCACCGCAUCGAACGCAGCACGGGCAAGUUCAUGCGCCGGUUCACACUGCCUGACAACGCGGAACUCGACAAAAUUGGCGCGCAGUGCAAAGAUGGCGUACUCACCGUGACGGUGCCCAAGAUGCCGCCGAAGGAACCAGAGCAGCCCAAAGUCGUCGACGUCCAGAUCAGCUAGACGAUGGAUGUCUGCUGUCACAGUGGCGGAUAACACUAAUACGAAGGUGUGAAAAUGUUGAUGGGGUGGGGAUGUCCACCGUUGUCGUCGGAAGGAACCGAGCUCCAGGGAAUAAUCGACAGUACUUUAUUACCGAUUUCAUGAGUCCACCGACCAUCUGCCAUUGCUCCCUGCGAUUUCGAGAGAGACACACACACACACACAUACGCAGACACACACACACACACACACACACACACACAGAGAGAGAGAGAGAGAGAGAGAGAGAGAGAGAGAGAGAGAGAGAGAGAGAGAGAGAAGUAAGGCGUCCAGUGCGCCGGGGGAUAUUGGAUCAAAUUGGAAAGGGGAACUUCUCUUGUGAUCAUUGUUUAGGGUGAGCAAAAGAGAAGGGAUGAGGAAUGAGGGGCAAAUGGGCCUAGGCCCGGGAAUAAGUCGCUCAUGUGGCAAGAUCCGAGGGAGGUAGUCGAAAAUUGGGCGUCGCUGCUCUCCUUCAAUCGUGCGCUGAUUAGAGGGCAGGGGCUGUGCGGCCUGUGCCACAGGACGUAAUUAGAAGCCGAUUCG